AGUUUUUUAGAUUAAAAAUGAAACUUUCCCGGUUGCCAAUCCACAUUUCCAAGAGAUUUCACACGAAAGAAUAUCGAUUAGCGGGUCGAGAACAAUCAGUAGCAGUGGAUUUUGAUGGAAAAAGUGGAAUCGAGCUGAAAGCUGGCCACCUCGCCCGUUUUGCGUCAUCCACCGUAGUUGCUUCAUUCGGAGACAACGCCGUGAUGGCUACAGUAGUACAACGGAAAUCCAAGCAAGGAGAUGGUAGUGGAGUACCGCUACAAGUUGAAUAUCGACCGUCAGCGUCAGCAAUUGGCCGAAUUCCAACAAAUUUCCUGCGUCGUGAGCUCAGUCAAUCUGACAAUGAAAUCCUCAUCUCCAGAGCCAUUGACAGGUCGAUUAGACCACUUUUACCCGGAAAUUCCUAUGAAACUCAGAUAAUCUGCAAACCACUGGCGCUCGAUGAGAACGCCGACCAAAUCAUGCUGGGCAUCAACGCCGCCUCAACGGCCCUUCAAAUCUCGUCGGCGGCCUACAACGGCCCGUUGGCGGCCCUCCGAGUGGCCCGUACGGCCCGUGGCGAUUUUCACGUGAAUCCAACGCAGGAAGAGCUCCGAGAAGCUUCUCUAAACCUAAUUGUAGCCAUGCGAAAACACGAAAAAACCGUAAUGAUCGAGCUUGACGGCCGUGAGAGCUCUGCGGAGCACCUGGAGCAUGCUCUUGACGUGGCAUUCCGCCACGUGGCAAAGCUUCACGAGGCUAUGGAGCAACUGACGGCGGAGCCCAAAGAUGAGCUUGCUUCGGAGGAUUUUUCUGGUCUCGAACGGCUUUUGGAGGAGACCGCCCGUGAACGGAUCUACUAUGUGAUCACCGAUGCCGGCCAUGACAAAAUUUCCAGGGAUAUGGAAAUUAAGGCGAUUUUUGAGGAGAUUUGUGCGGAAAAAGCUUUUCAAACCUGCGAAAAAGACGCAAUCUACCGUACCUACUCGACUCUCGUCAAAAAAGUGCUCCGCGACACCACACUCCGUACCGGAAUCCGAUGCGACGGCCGCCGCCCCGACGAGUUCCGCCCGAUCACAAUUCACGUGGAUAUGUACAAGAAGCUGCACGGAUGUUCGAUCUUCCAACGUGGACAGACACAAGUCAUGUCUACAGUAACCUUUGACUCGCCCGCCGCCGCUUUUCACCCCGACUCGGUGGCUCAACUGCUCGGAAGUCAGCGGAAAAAGUCGUUUAUGCUGCACUACGAGUUUCCCGGAUUUGCGAUUAAUGAAUUUGGGACAACCCGAUCCCUCAAUCGUCGUGAAAUCGGCCACGGAGCCCUUGCGGAAAAAUCGCUGAAAAACCUCUUCCCCGCCGAUUUCCCAUACGCCACACGGCUCGCAUGCCAGGUUUUAGAGUCAAAUGGCUCAUCAUCAAUGGCUUCAGUCUGUGGUGGCUCAUUGGCUCUUUUCGACGCCGGAGUUCCCAUGAAAAACGCCGCUGCGGGGGUGGCAAUUGGCCUAAUUUCAGAUGAAGCCGAGCCGGAGACGAAGUACCGGGUGCUGACGGAUAUUUUGGGUAUUGAGGAUUACGCUGGUGAUAUGGAUUUUAAGGUUGCCGGCACCCGAGACGGCUUUACAGCCGCCCAGCUUGACGUCAAAAACGGCGGCCUAACCCGCCGCCAGCUCACCGAGAGCCUCCAGGCCGCCCGAGCCGGCAUCGACCAUGUGCUCCAAAAAAUGAGCGUGAUGAGGGAUCGUCCUCGAGAGCAGUUUAAGCCGACUGUUCCGAUCAUUCAAUCGAUGAGGAUAGAACCCCAUAAACGGGUCACAUUGUUCCGGAAUAAUGGGUACAAUUGCAAGUUGAUCGAGGCGGAGACUGGUGUUAAGAUCUCCGCUGAAGACGAAGCUCACAUCUCACUGUUGGCUCAGGAUAAGGAAAAACUGCAAAAAGCAAUGGAUAUGAUGAAUGAUGUGCUCGAGAGCAACUCCACAUUGGAUUUCGCCUUUGGCUCCAUAGUUCAGGCUGAAAUCGUGGAGAUCAUCGAACGCGGCGUCUACCUAACCCUUCCCGGCUCUUCUCGCCGAAUUUUCAUGAGCAACAACCACCUAAGCCUGAAUCCAGUAAGGCAUCCCGACGUGCUCGGCCUGAAAAUCGGCGACAAAAUGAGCGUACACUGGUUCGGACGCGAUGAGCACACUGGAAAUAUUCGAUUGUCACGGAAAACUCUAGCCGGAGCCAAAACACCUGCCACGUCACAGAAAAAAAAGUGAAAAAAUUUUUGGAGCCGAAAAAAAAAAUUUUUUUUUUGAAAUUUAAUUUUUUUUUUCUUGUUUUAAGCAUUUUUGUUAAGUUUUUCCAUAUUUUUUAUAUUUUUUUAGAUCCUUCACCACUAUUUUUGCGGGUUUUACUGUUUUUUUUCUCUCGUUAUAGAUUUUUUUUUUGCUCAAAAUUUCAAUUUUCUAGGUAUUUUUAGACUAUAAACUCAGUUUUUUAUUAC
Molecule: messenger RNA, 2461 nt
Organism: Caenorhabditis elegans
Lineage: Eukaryota; Metazoa; Nematoda; Chromadorea; Rhabditida; Rhabditidae
Gene: pnpt-1
Product: polyribonucleotide nucleotidyltransferase
Exons: 10
Coding region: 18-2234 (738 amino acids)
Biological process (GO): mRNA catabolic process; RNA processing
Cellular component (GO): cytoplasm
Molecular function (GO): polyribonucleotide nucleotidyltransferase activity; RNA binding; nucleic acid binding
Source: RefSeq, marked reviewed